This is a messenger RNA of Elaeis guineensis (African oil palm), 6807 nucleotides long. NCBI's taxonomy places the organism in Eukaryota, Viridiplantae, Streptophyta, Magnoliopsida, Arecales, Arecaceae. The record is from RefSeq and is a predicted model, not a curated record.
UCUAUAAUUUCACUGUAGAGCUACUUCCAACAUGGCAACAUCUACCAUCUAAAAUAUAUGCGCAUCAUCACUGCUUAUAUUUCGGUGCAUAAUGUUACAGCCCAUCAGAACUUGCGGACACUGGUGGAUGCUAGCCCAAACUAAAAUUCUAGGCUUCCGACAAGAAAACACACAAGUGGUAGAUGUAACGUUUAGGUUCUGCUGACAUAGCCCUUCUCCUCUUGCUAUUCUUCUCCCUCUCGCUUGUGGUUCUCCUUCCCGUUCGCUCUCCUCUACCAUGCACAACAGCAACUGGGCCGUCUUGUUUUGCACCUCCCGUUUCUGGUUUAAUUACAGACAUAUGGCCAAUACUCUGUCCUUGUAUAGGACAGUGAAACGACUUGGAAUCCCUGAUGAGUGGAUAAUACUUAUGUUGGCUGAUGACAUGGCCUGCAAUGCGAGGAACAAAUACCCUGCUCAAGUUUUCAACAAUGCAAACCACCAACUUAAUUUAUAUGGAGAUAAUGUUGAAGUUGAUUAUCGAGGUCAUGAAGUGACUGUUGAAAAUUUUCUGCGAAUAUUGAGAAGACAUGAGAGCAUUGUCCCGAGAUCAAAGCGUCUUUUAAGUGAUGAAGGAAUCCACAUUCUUUUGUACAUGACUGGGCAUGGAGGAGACGAAUUUUUGAAAUUUCAAGAUUCAGAAGAACUUUGGAGCCAUGAUUUGGCUGAUGCAGUGAAGCAAAUGAAAGAGAAGCAUAGCUUCAAUCUCCUGGUGUUUUGGCAAUUGGAAGUAGCAAAAAAGGGGAAAAAUCCAACUCUCGCCAUCUUGACUCAGACAUUGGUGUAUCUGUUGUUGUGGAUAGAUUCACUUUCUAUGCGCUCACCUUUUUUGAGAAGUUGCGCAUGUACAGCAAUGCCUCAUUGAACAGCCUUUGAAGAGAGAAUGCUACCACGGGACUAAAAUCAAUGAUGUCAAGGCAGAUUACAUAAACCCAUCUUUGGGGGCUUGGCUCAAGAAGUUCCUGCCAUUUUUCUACCGACCGAGUCCAUUAUGGUUUGGUUGUCUAUAUUUGAUGACUCUACAUAAGCUUGUUUUAGCACUGAUACUUAAUCUUGAAGCCUUGAUGCAACCAGUUGGCAUUUGGCUUUAUCAUUCACUACCUUGUGAGUGACAUUUAUGUGAGAUACUGAGAAUAUCUAAUCAUCUUAUGAUCUGUUUUCUUAGCUGUUCAUGCUUCAUGGACCAAAUACUGUGCAGAAAUUCGCAUGUAGUUAGAAUGUGAAAUUGUGAAUUCCCUGCUUUAGCUUGUGACAUCAGACCUUUUAUGCUUUUAAAUAGAUAAAUACACCGUGCACAUAGAAUGUGAAAUAGAAAUUCAGCAUGAAGAGAGCCCUUCUAGGAAUAUGUGGUAUUAGUGUGAAGGAACAAAACAACAGAAGAGAGCAAAGAAUAGAAGUAGAGGAAGAAGAAUAGGAAGAGAAGAAAGGAGAAAGUAGGAAGGGCACACAUAAUGGUGCAGAAAGAGAUAGAGGGAAAUGGUGUGCAGGGGAGAUUGGGAUUACACAAUCCUCAAAAGCAUCGGGGUUGUCAGAAAUCACCUUUUAGAAGGAAUUUGGUGCCAUAUUCCAUCACGCUCAGGCUGUUGCUGCUUUUCUGGAUCCAUUUUUACAAUUUUAACGAGCACAUCAGAUAUUUUCACAUAGAUUCUUAAUUACUUAAAAAUUAUUGAAUUAUAUUGUAAUAAAAAAAUCAUUAUAUUAGUUCAAAAAAUACUCUACAUUAUCUAUACAUAAUACAUUUUUAAUAAUUUUAUAAUUUUUAAAAUAUUUAAAAUUAAUUUUAUUUAAUAUUCUAAUAUUUAAUUAUAAAAUAUCUAGAAUGUUAAUUUAGUUCAGAUUAGUAUAGCAUCUUACUAGGGGUGCUAGAUAUAUUUUUCAGCCCAUGGGUAUAUGGACUAAUCACCACCUAUUUUUGUUUUUUAUUUUUAUUUUUUAAUUUGGGCUUAGGUUCGUAUAGUCCAAAUUUAAAUAAAUUGCUACCAAAUUGAUGUAGCAAGUAGCAUGCAUAUCCCCAAACAUGCUACCAAUUUUACAGAACUUUUUUUGAAUGUUAUUUAUCGAAUUUAAUCCGAAUACAUUUUUAAUCUAAAAACUUAUACUAUUAAUGAAAAAUCAUGAUUUUUCGGCAUCGCAGAUUAUCCUUAGAUCUACAACAUAUCAUGAUAUCAUUUCAAAAGAUAAAUCUGAUAUAAUCUCAUUACAAAAAAAGAGGAAGGAGGAGAUGAAGGAAAGAGGAAUCAUACCUCUAUUUUGGCUUGAAUGUGGCAAGAAUGGAUGUUUUUCUUUCCUUCUUGUUUUUUCUUUUUCUCAAAAGAAAAAAAGUUGAAGAAGAGGCAAAGAAGGCGCAUGAUGCCUUCUCUGCCUUCCCUUUAAUUACUUGGGUGAGACAAGUGGCCAAACCACUCGAACCACCUUCAUGCUUGAGAUGGUUCUGGCCACUUCGUGGCCUAGACUGAACGGAAUGCCUGUCUUGUUCUGGUUCCAACCCAAAAUAGGUUGGUAUGCCCGAAAUCGAGCGACUGAGGGGGAGAUGGCGAACUUUAACCUCAUGGACACAAUAGGAGGGUUUACUUGCACCAGCUACUAAGUGCCAAUUACCUCAAUAACCAGCUAGAAAGCUGGCUUGUAAUCUUAAGUUUAUCAUGUUUUAGUUUCAUGCAUGAAUUCACUGACACAUAAAUUGGUAUUUGAUGUUCAGCAACAUUUUAGUUAAGAGUAUUAUCAGAAGGAUGGUGAGGCAGAACUAGGAGUGGCAAAAUAUGACCUGACCCGCCAACCCGACCCGUAUUCGACCUGCUUUAAACAUGUUUGGAUUUGGCUUAAACGGGUUCGGGUCGUAAACUGAUCGACCCAUUUAACGUAUUUAAUAAAUGGGUCGGAUCCAGAUUUUAGGUGUCUGACCUAUUUAACCCGUUGAACCCGUUUAAGUUAUGGGUCGGGUCGGAUCAAAUUAUAUAACUUGGGCUAAUAAAUUUGGAUCAAAGAGGACGGCUUGUUUAAAACAUUCGCAAUUCAUGGGUGGAAAGAAUCCAUUGCGUAUUUGGUUCAUUUCUUAUUUUCCUCUAACCCUAGCUGGCGAUCAGGGACUACAGGCGGCGCUCGCAUUUCCUCUUCCUCUUCCACUUGCUCUCUUGCUCUUCCUCCUGCUCUUGAUCGACCAGGCAGCGGCGCCGGCGAGGUCCCCCAUCAUCUUCCCCACUGUCGAGGAACCCCCACCACUGUUUCGAUCCACGCGGACCAUGCCCCACCCGCUCCAUCUUUUUCUCUUCUCCUCCUAAAAAGCCUUAGUGCUCUCGCCCCUUCCAUGAUCCGUCACCGCCCCACCCACUCCCUCCGUCGCCUCACCCACUCCCUCCGCCUCAUUCAGAUCCGUUCAUGGUGCCACUCCCGCAGAGCAAACCCCUCCUCCCGCAUGUGCUCUGGCUCUGAAAGGACGGGCCUGUCGGAGAUGAAGAUCUCUCCAUUCUCCUCACCCAUCGGACGGGCUCGGGCUGCAGGGGGAUCGGCCGUGGAUGACGCAGGCUGGUGGCGGUGGCGUGCCUCUCCCUGGCUGCGAAGGUGGAGGAGACGUAUGUCCCUCUCCUCGACCUCCAGGUUGCCGUGGCGGAGGUGGAGGUGGAGCCGUGGAGGUCGAGUACGUGUUCGAGAUCUAGGAUUUUUGUUUUUCUCCCUUUUCCUCUUUCAGUGGCUGGUGUCUUCUUCCCUAACGGCCGUCGUCGAGGGGGCUUGUGCGGUUGUGCCGCUUGGUGCUUUGGCCGCUAGAGAUCUAAGAUUUUUCUCUCUUUUCCUCUUUCGACGGCCGGUGCCCUUUCUUCCCCGACUGCCGUUGCUAAGGGGGAUUGGCCGCUUGAGAUCUUGGAUUUUUUCCUCCUUUUGAGUUUUGAUUUCUGUUUUUUAUGCUGAAUAUCAAAAUGCGCAGAGAUUUGUUUUAAGAUUUGUGUAGGGAUGCUAUGAUAAUUUUAGAAUAUCUUUGUGCUCAUUCAACUGUUUCUAACAGCAAUAAUUUUGGAUGCCCUUCUUCUACAGGCAACUAAUUGUUGUUGUUUUGAUUUAAUUAUAGAUGAAAUACUGAAUUUGAGCCUCCUCUUUCUCUUCCCUUCUUUGAUGUUCUAACUGUUAAACGGGUUGGGUCGGGUCGGUUAAACAGGUUGUUCAUCUAAUAAAUAGAUUAAAUGAUAAAUAGGUUAAAUGGGUUCGGUCGGAUCGGUUAAACAGGUUAACUGUUUAAUAAAUAGAUUAAAUGAGUCGGGUCGGGUAACUUGUUUAUUAAAUGAGUCAGGUGCAGAUUUGAAAAUCUAACCUGUUUAAUAAACAGGUCGGGUUCAAGUUUGAUGUUUUCUGACCCGACACGCAUCUGACCCGACCCGAUUGCCACCCCUAGGCAGAACCUGAUGUUUUGCCCAAUUUUUUGCGCUUUUUUUUCUUUUGGGCCCGGGGGGGGGGGGUUAGUACAGAUAUAUAGCUAUUCUUUUACAGAGAUUUGAAAUUUCUCAAACAACAUGCUUAUCUCUAUUAAAUUUCAUCAAACUGGAAUUUACUCUCUUCCACUGUUUCUUCCCUUUAAAUUUGUCAAUCAAGAAAUGUAGCACCUAACCAAUCAUGUAGUAUUUUUUUAUGCUUAGUCUUGCUAAUCAACCCCACCUAAAAAUUCUUUUACUUAUUUGAACUCAGCAUCAUCUAUUAUCAAAUUUCGCAUUUCUGUGCUGAUCAAAGAACAUCUUAAUAUCUGCAGUCUUUGUAAUUUAUAUAAUCCAAGUCUGCUGAUGUCAACUGCAUGAGGUAUCGUUCAGGGUUUCACUACAUAUAUUUUAGUUCGUCAGGGUAAUAUGUUUCAUUGGAUGCUGAUAUGACUAUGAACAGGUGCCUCUAACAAAUUUAUUUGGGUCGGUCAUGGAAACAAUUCACACAGACUCAGCAUACACUGGCAUCUAAGCUGAACCUAAAAUUAAACCGUAUGUCUUGGAAGAUAACGAGGCUGACCAGAUAAUGUUUGAAAGUGAAGCUCAGCAGAACAAAAUAUAUCAUCAGGACAAGAAUGUGAAUUUCUAAAUGUUUUAUUGGAUGAGAAGAUCUUAAAGAAGCUAAGGGUUUGACAUGUAUGUGCAGGAAGGGAGCUGUAGUUUCCAUAUGUGGUUGAAACAUUUGCAAGAAAGACUGGAAGUUGAGAAUGUGGACACUUUAGUGAAAUAUGGCUUUGGAGCCAUGAUUCUAUCACUUGCGGUUUCCACUUGGCUAUUGACAUAGGCAUUCCAAAUCACAUGCAUGGGUCAUCAUCUUUUGUGCCAUAGCUCUACAUGAUGAUGAUAUUCGGGAUUUGACAUCCGGUCCAUUGCAUGAUAUUUCAGAGAACUCGAUCGAUAAAAGUGAUCACCCUGGAGAAGGAGAAGAGCAUCAACAUGUAGCUUGACAAUCAAUUCACAUCAAUUUGAAUAAAAUAUUUAUGGACUGGAAAUUAGCUGACUCAGGUCUUGAAGACAACCUACAUUUGAGCUCUCUACAUGCAUGACAGACAGUAAAGAGCCUAUUCUCUCAGAUAGGAUGAAGUUGAUUUAUCCAUAAAACUUUGGAUAUGGUUGUCACCACCAACAGAGUUGCAUCGGCGGCUGACCGUUUCGUGGAAGAAUAGGAGAAAGGCCUCCCUUGCAUGAUUAAGAUGAUAGGAUCGAUUGCACCUGACAAGACUAAAAUUUUUUUAAAAUAGAGAAGAAGAAAGAAAAGGAGUAAAGAAUCAUCUCUUGUACGAUGCCUAUCUUCCCGGGGCCGCAUGUUGUCAGAUGGUAUGACAUCUGCUCCGACGUGGAGCGAAUACCAGUAGCUAUCGCGGGCCGUCAGUAGGCAGUGAUUGCCGUCAUGUUCCAUCAAAAUGUGUGGGAUGGGACUCUGAUAUCAACCCCUGUUGUUAACUUCAGCUUCGGAAUCAUUCUCAUCCACAUAGGAUUGAUCUUUAGAGGAGAGUUAACGGAAGAGUUUCGCAAUCCAGAACCUAUGAUUACCUCCUGAUCUCUAGUGCUUUGGAUAGGUGGAGCAAACUAAUAAAGGCACGAAGGCAGGCUCGCUCCUUUUCUUCCAUAAGGUAUCUCGUGCAUGCUGCAUUUUCUUCUUUGAGGAUUCUCAUGACUUCCACCUUGGAAGUCACUGACUACCAAACUUAUCUGCGCGUUACCUCAUUCCUUGAUCAGAAGCCACAUAUGUCUGUCUCAUUCCGUUCUGGAUUGUUACUGCCUGUAUUUGUCCAAAUUGUUGAAUGGAGGACCCAUCUGUUGGGGACCAAAGACAGCCAUAUGAUGGUGAACCAUUCAUCUUCAUCCUAACAAAUCGUAGGUUCCUUGCUAGAAAUAUAAAUUACGUGGUUUUUCUUUAGACGACCACAUGGCUAUGGCCCAUGGGUUGACGUGGAUGUUCGUUAUGGAAUCUAACUUGGAGAAAAACGGAAUUCAGGUUUAAUCGUGGGGCCUGACCAUUUUUGGAAAUGUGAGAUCCAUGGCUUGGACGCAUGUGAUGUCUACAAUCUGGCAGAUAAAUCGACCCGUGACUUGGAUGCAUGAGAUGUCGACAAUCUGGCAGAUAAAUCUCUUAAUCCAUUGCAGAACUAUUACAUAGAUGGGUUUGGGCUCAGUAUCUUGCUCUGUUUCCUGAUCGGUCUUGUUUUGUAUAUGAUUGAUUAGUCUACUGUUAAUGGAUGAUAAGAACUAUCAUGGGUCAUUGCUUAAUUUCAAGCAUACAAAUAUGGUUAACGAUUAGCAUCAACUAAGCAAUGCCAUACUUGGA